Messenger RNA from Tremella mesenterica DSM 1558, 549 nucleotides. RefSeq lists its product as uncharacterized. Gene Ontology annotation, cellular component: TIM22 mitochondrial import inner membrane insertion complex. The transcript is spliced from 3 exons. Gene Ontology annotation, molecular function: transmembrane protein transporter activity. The record is from RefSeq and is a predicted model, not a curated record. The coding region runs from base 1 to 549 and encodes 182 amino acids. Gene Ontology annotation, biological process: protein insertion into mitochondrial inner membrane. NCBI's taxonomy places the organism in Eukaryota, Fungi, Basidiomycota, Tremellomycetes, Tremellales, Tremellaceae.
AUGUCGGCAAAUCCAUUAUUACCACCCAUGUAUCUUCCCGGACAAGAGCCAAUGCCUCCGGGAACGACACCGCAAGAGAGGGAAGAAUUCCAACAGAUGUUAAAAUAUCAGAAGAUGAUGGGAACUGUAAUGGAGAGUUGUCCACUCAAGGUGGUUAUGGCAGGAGGAGCAGGUUUCCUCAUGGGAGGUUUCUUCUCCCUCAUGUCGGCUACUUUCGCAUAUGAAGACCCUCUAUCUCGAGCCUCUCGAGACGUAGUUGGUACUCGUGCUCAAACUGCGUAUGUGUUCAAAGAGAUGGGAAAGAGUAUGUGGAGAAGUGGGAGAGGUUUCGCUAAGGUUGGUGCGUUGUAUAGUGGGGUAGAAUGUGGGAUAGAGGGGUAUCGAGCGAAAAACGAUCUGACAAACGCAGUCUCAGCUGGGUUCGUAACAGGUGCUAUUCUAGCUCGUAAUUCCGGUCCAGUAGCUAUGGCGGGGGGAGGUGCUGCUUUCGCGGGGUUUUCAGCGGUCAUAGAUUGGUGGUUACGACGUCCACCAGCGGAAGAGAUAUAA